Messenger RNA from Laccaria bicolor S238N-H82, 1759 nucleotides. RefSeq lists its product as uncharacterized. Bases 1 to 1566 code for a protein of 521 amino acids. The transcript has a single exon. The record is from RefSeq and is a predicted model, not a curated record. NCBI's taxonomy places the organism in Eukaryota, Fungi, Basidiomycota, Agaricomycetes, Agaricales, Hydnangiaceae.
AUGCCAGUCGCAUCCCACGGCGCUCUACGAGCAUCAGCUCGUAAAGCGACCAAUGGCUUCGUUCACGUUCGUCGCGAGAACGGGCCUGGAGGCACUUCAAGAUCGAUACAUAUUCCACCUCACCAGCCUUUCAACAGUAGUACUACGAGGGGCACGCUCAAAUCUAGCCCAACCUUGGCACAAAUUCGACCACGCACCCCAGCACAUAAGCUCUUUUCGUUCUCCCGCAAUCUCCUCACUAGGUUAUUCACCCACCUCACUGCACCAGGUCUUCGAGCUCCCCACCUUUACACCGGAAAUGUUGAGUCUCUGCAACCCGCACGAGGGUUCGCCACGACGAUCCAAAACAAUCUGUCCACUGGUGCUCGCUUCGCUUUGAAGAAUAGGUCCAUAGGCAAGGGAACCUUCCUCCCCCGUGCUCCACCUACACCUGCCACUAGGGUCGCUACCACUGUAGGCCUCGGCUGUACGAGGAACUUUUCCUCCGCACGCCCACUUUUCCAGAACUUGGUGGACAAUGUCCCCAUUGCCGUUCGAGCACUUUACGAGGCGGCUGAUGAGUGGGAUUCGUUGGAUAGUGGUAUCACUCACAAGGGCGUUAAGAAGAUGCGCGUCGCACUCGAUGGGAAGAAGCAGAACAAGAAGAGUCUUGGCGCGCAGAGGAUGAAGCCCGUCAAGCACACCAUCAAGAUUAAGACGCAUGAAGAUGAGAUGGAGCAUUAUUUCCCUGCACCCAGGUCCAACGUGACCACCAACCUCCUCAUUCCCCUCGCACCGACCCCUACCGCCCGUCUUCCCCUUUCCUCUGAGCCCGAAUCGACUCAACACCCCCUCUUGCCGCUGCCGCUCAUCGGUAGCAUACACGCCUCCCACUCUCGACACGCUCUUCGUGUUUCGACGGUCUUCACUCGCUUGGACCAAUCGAAUGUCUGGGCGCGAGGAGUGAAAUGCUCAGCCUACUCGCAGGGGCACACACGUAAACUGCCGUCCCAUCUAAUCUCAGACGAGGCCGAUGCAGAACAAGAAGAAGGCGUAUGUACCGUCCUUAAAGUGACCUUCGAAGGCUGGUCAAAGGCUGAAGUGAGGAGCGUCAUAGGAGAAAGCGGGACGGGGUGGUGUGUGUUGGAAGAGGUGCGUCAUGACGAUCCCGAAGACGAAGGCAUGGCGGACUCGGUCUUGGACUCUAUUUCCGAGGGUGAGGAGCCGAUUCGUUCGAUGUGGUCCUCGCCUUCUCCUUCUCCUGCCCCUACGUCCUUUGAUAUGGGACUACGAGAAAGCGAAACACAGCUCAUAUUCCCCACCCUCGACUUCUCCUCAUCCUUUCUCAAACACAAUGCGUCGCGCAACGCGUCUUCCGAGUCUGUGUAUUCAGAUUUCGAGAUGGGGGACGAUCCUUGGAUGGAUUGUGCGUCGUCCGACUCUUUAAGAUCUGCGUCGGAGGGUUUUAUCGUGGAUCCUCCAUCGGAGAAUGGGUGGUUUGGUGUUGAAGCUAGUGCAAGCUUUGGAUUCAGUUCUCAGUUCAACAACGCCCGUGAUUCUGAGUUGAAAGAAAACCUGUUUUUCUGAUAGCACGGGAAUGUUGAUGAAAGAAAAAUUUGAAGUACAACGUUCAUACUCUUGCACCACACUCCUUUUAUCCAUUUCUCUUGCAUAGGCUAUAUCUUUGUCUACAUAGGCAAUAGCUUGUUAUAUAUCUCAUGUAAAUAGUCUCACAAUACACGAAUGUUAGUACCUACUCAGCAUUCAAGAUUGGCAUGAC